Molecule: messenger RNA, 882 nt
Organism: Rotaria sp. Silwood1
Lineage: Eukaryota; Metazoa; Rotifera; Eurotatoria; Philodinida; Philodinidae
Source: the annotation of a GenBank genome assembly
AUGGAUAAGAAUCAUUUACGUGGAAUCAUAUUGAAACUUCAGGAUUAUUUAAGUGAUAAUGAUCGACAACGUUUACAUUUUUUUCUUGGAGACAGUGUUCCACGACAAAUUAGAGAUGAUCAAACACUAAGUGGUACUCUCAAGUUGAUGGAAUCACUGUUAGAUCAAGAUAAAAUCAAUGAAAGUGAUGUCACAUUUUUAAUUAAUGCCUUUGAUGCAAUUCAAUGCAUUGAUGGUGUUAAACUUCUCAAUGAACAUAUGAAAUGGAUGCAGUCAAAUCCAAUGCAUAAAUCAACACAGAAUUUAUCACCAAUAGUCCCAUCAUUCAUUGAUCAAGUUAUUAUGGAUCAAGAAGAUAAAAAUUCCACUCAAACCUGUAUUAUUUUCAUCAAAGCCGGUCAAAAGUUUGGUGGUACAAGUGGUGACUACUUCGAUGAUUCUUUCUUACCGGAUUUUACUUGUCAUCAUUUAAGUGGCAUCACUACUUAUCGUAAUGAUGACAGAAUGGAAUCAUAUGAGUUUUCUUAUUCUUCAGAUGAUGAUAAUCACAAUCCAAUAGAAUCACAGACUCACGACAAUCAAAAUGCUAUAAUUAAGACACAAUUCGAAUUUGAUAAUGACGAAAAGAUAGAGAGAGUGGAAGGACAGCUUAUUAAUGAAAAUAUUGUCUUUCCUAACGGCACAAACAUAACAACAUCACGAAUCACGGGACUUCAAUUCUUUUCAACAAAAGGUCGAGCAAGUCCAUCAUACAAUGGUCGAUUGGGUGAAACGUUUACCGAAAAUUUUGAUGGAUACACUGUAGGCUUCGUUACUGGAAGAUCGAACCAUUAUAUUAAUCAGUUACAGUUCUUUUGGUAUCGAACAGAAAAUAAAUGUUAA